AUGCCACCACAGGAUCUGAGCGAAAUAGACGUCGAUGAAUUGUACUCUUGCUGGAAAGAGCUUGGCUACGAAUACGAGGAUCUUUUUUGCGGCAUCACUAAGUGCGGCAGGAAGAAAGACUGGGCGAGCGGUUUGAUGAUGAACGCGGUUCUGAUAGACACUGAUAGCGCUUUGAUCAUGCAUCCAGCCAUGAUGGAUACGCUCCUUCAAGGAUUCCUCGCCGCCAUUGGGGACUGCCAUGAUGGUCGACUCUACACGCUUUUCGUCCCGACCGGAAUCUCCAGGGUUACCAUUAAUCCGUUUUUUGGCGGGCCCAGCGGUUUGACCGAUAGCGACUUGGCCAUUUUCGAUCUGUCAGGAGAUUGCGUUCUUCAAUUUGCUGGUGUCAAAGUGCCGCCGUUGAUGGUUCCAACUGCAGCUGACGACCGCUUGAUGUUUUCAGAAGUUGUUUGGGGGCCACUCGAUCCCGACGUUACACUUCGAAGUGUCCAGGAUGUUUCUGAGCCCACCAGUGACGCCAGAUAUGAGUUACAGCUAGCUGUUUUGUAUAUGAAACAGAUCCUCGAGCGGUUUUCCCUCGACAACAUCACUCGGAUCUCCUCGCUUGGAGAGAAAGUUGUUCCUUGGUUCAACCAUGUCAUUGGCUCCGUUCGGGCAGGCACACAUCCACUUUGCGCGAGCGAUGUGCUAUAUGACACCAUUGGCAAUGUGCGUUCCAAGCUCAGCACUUCCUCCUUUAUUGCGUACGCGAUUGAUGUAGUCGGGGAUAAAAUGAUCCCUCUGCUGUGCGGUGAGACGACGAUCUCGGAGGUGCUUCAGCAGGAAGACGAUUUCAUGCAUUGCUUCUCUAGAGAAUUGGCCAAUCCCAGCAUUCUCAAACAGAUGGCAUCGGUCGCAAAUCAGAUCAAGUUUCGAUAUCCUCACAUGAGGGUGCUGGAGAUUGGCGCUGGAUCAGCCUCUGCUGCGGCUGCUAUUCUUGAUGGUAUCGGAGAGUCAUACUACUCGUACACUUAUACGGACAGCUCGCCUGAGGGUUUUGACGAAGUCAGGAAGGUUUUCGCAGACCACUCCGACCGGUUUAUUGGCAGAAUUCUCGAUAUGACGGCGAAUUCUUUGGAGCAAGGAUUCACCGAACUCUCAUACGAGCUUGUCGUGGCAACAAAUCUACUUCACCCAAGUGCAUCGUUGCGGGAGAUAUUGGCGCGACUCAGGUCACUUUUAAAGCCUGGAGGCUAUUUGCUUCUUGCAGCAUGUAUAAAUGUCGACGCUCUCGGCGCUUCCUUCAUCUCCCCCAGCUUCGAAACUGGGUGGCUGAACGAGUCGGACUGUCAUAAUACGAGCCAGCGGUCAUUUUGGAAAGCUGGGGAAACAUUCUCCGGGAUGUUGGCUUCUCUGGAGUUGAUUUAA
Molecule: messenger RNA, 1407 nt
Organism: Akanthomyces muscarius
Lineage: Eukaryota; Fungi; Ascomycota; Sordariomycetes; Hypocreales; Cordycipitaceae
Exons: 2
Coding region: 1-1407 (468 amino acids)
Source: RefSeq, a predicted model, not a curated record